This is a messenger RNA of Morone saxatilis (striped sea-bass), 3564 nucleotides long. It is a transcript of the gene paqr7b, whose product is annotated as progestin and adipoQ receptor family member VII, b. The transcript has 2 exons. Gene Ontology annotation, biological process: response to steroid hormone. Gene Ontology annotation, molecular function: steroid binding; nuclear steroid receptor activity. Gene Ontology annotation, cellular component: plasma membrane. The coding region runs from base 161 to 1219 and encodes 352 amino acids. The record is from RefSeq and is a predicted model, not a curated record. NCBI's taxonomy places the organism in Eukaryota, Metazoa, Chordata, Actinopteri, Moronidae.
GCAGCUGCGCGGUGAGAGCCGCCAGGCGCUGCUCCCGUCACGGUCAUCCUUUCUCUGUUCAACCCUUCAAACAAUGUUAUCUAUAUUCCGUACGGCUCUAAAUCAUUCAUCGACUGCUAAACGUAAAGCUUUGGACUGAUUCUACCAUAUACAGUUUGCCAUGGCGACGGUGGUGAUGGAGCAGAUUGGUCGCCUGUUUAUCAACGCGCAGCAGCUGCGUCAGAUCCCUCAGCUUCUGGAGUCGGCCUUCCCCACGCUGCCUUGCACCGUGAAGGUGUCUGACGUUCCCUGGGUGUUCCGCGAGCGCCACAUCCUCACCGGCUACAGACAGCCGGACCAAAGCUGGCGCUACUACUUCCUCACCCUCUUCCAAAGGCACAAUGAGACCCUCAAUGUGUGGACCCAUCUGCUGGCCGCCUUCAUCAUCUUGGUGAAGUGGCAGGAGAUCUCAGAGACGGUCGAUUUUUUGCGAGACCCUCACGCUCAGCCCCUCUUCAUUGUCCUCCUGGCAGCCUUCACCUACCUCUCCUUCAGCGCUCUCGCUCAUCUCCUCUCCGCCAAGUCCGAGCUCUCCUACUACACCUUCUACUUCCUCGAUUACGUGGGGGUCGCCGUCUACCAGUACGGCAGCGCCCUGGCGCACUACUACUACGCCAUAGAGAAAGAGUGGCACACUCGAGUGCAAGGGCUCUUUUUACCCGCCGCAGCAUUCUUGGCCUGGCUCACUUGCUUCGGCUGCUGCUAUGGCAAAUAUGCGAGCCCUGAGCUGCCCAAGGUAGCCAUAAAGCUCUUCCAAGUGGUGCCCUCAGCUUUGGCUUACUGUUUAGACAUAAGCCCUGUGGUUCACCGCAUCUACAGCUGCUACCAGGAGGGCUGCUCCGACCCAGUCGUGGCCUACCAUUUUUACCACGUGGUCUUUUUCUUAAUCGGCGCCUAUUUCUUCUGCUGCCCUCACCCAGAGAGUUUGUUCCCUGGGAAGUGUGACUUCAUUGGGCAGGGCCACCAGCUCUUUCACGUGUUUGUGGUGGUGUGCACCCUGACGCAGGUUGAAGCGCUGCGAACAGACUUCACAGAGCGGCGUUCCUUCUAUGAGCGUCUUCACGGUGAUCUUGCACACGAUGCCGUUGCACUCUUUAUCUUCACUGCCUGCUGCAGCGCUCUCACUGCUUUUUAUAUGCGCCAGCGUGUACGUGCCUCUCUACACGAGAAGGAGGAGUAAGAUUUGAAAUGAGUGGAAAAAAAGAAGUCGAGUCUAAUUUAUUUUAUUCCAUAGUGACUAGUAAUUAGAAUAAUUUAAAUGUUUCCUUUUGUCAUUGAACGUUAUCAGUUUGUGACAGUGACUUAUUAUUUUUUCUUAUGUGAUCUGCCAAACUACAGUAAGCUAAAAAAAAAGUGAGGAAUGAGGAUGAAGGAAAGUUAUAAUUGGUCUGUAGCAAUACAGGUAGUAUUUAAACACUGCAACCAGUCCUUGCAUUGUUACUCUGCUCUUUUAUUACUCUGCAAGGUUGUUUUUAGUCAUAGUCUAAAGAAAUGUGGUUUUACUUCACCAUAAAAAAAUAAACUUUAUGUCAAGUUAAACAGAAAGAUUAAGAGACAAGUUUCUUAAGAUGCCUUUUAGCCAUUUGUAUUUAGAAUAAUCGGACUGUUUUAAUCAAAUUGUAGCAUUUCAAUUCAUGCAAGCAUUUAUUUUUACAAUUUACAGUCCCAUACCACUUUGGAUACUGCAAUCGGAUACCAAUUCCAAUCCAGUUUAAAUUGGUGGUCUUGAUAUGCCUUUCUGACGCUUAUUUUUUUUUUCCUUUUGAUUCUGCCCCUCCCCAUUAGGGAUCAAAGCAGGGAUUUUCUUUUUAAUUUAUCAAGGCGCUAACACUGUGCCACACAAAUGUUUAAACAUAUUCUACAAAAGUUGAAAACCCAAUUUGAAAACCAAAUAUUAGACCUCCUUUUUGACAAAAGGAGAUUUUUUUUUCUUUGGGUGAUAACAUUCUGUUGAAUUAUGUUUAAAAUGAGGCUGGCACUCACUAUCGGUUAAGAGAUGGAUGGAAGAUUACUGAUGUCUCUUUGUUGUUGUGACAAUGUUAAUAUUUUUUAUUCAAAGGGCUGGAACUUCAGCUUUUGCCUUUUCACAUCCCAUGAUGUCAGUGCUUUAGCGCGCAUUGUUUUCAUUGUCGGUUGAUUAGAUUUGAGUCACAAGCCGUGUUUGACUGGUGUUCUGCUUUUGGUAUGUUUUCGUUUUUGUAUGAUGAAUAUGUAUGUGCCUCUACGCAUGUCUUUUGGUAUAUACUGUGGAUAUUAAGUGUGUGAAUGUCUAUGAAAGCUUAGCCUUGCACUCCUUUCUUACCCUGUAAAUAAGCUGUAUUUCUCUAGAAAGUCAUUUGCAUCCCAUUUUCUCUCCACCCAAUAGCGCUCAGACCUGAAUGCAUCUUUUUUCUGGUGGAAUACAGCACAUCCCUAUUUUGCUGCAUCCGUUCAGAGUGUGUAUUGUGUUCAGUGUCCUCCUGCCUAUCAGACUUUAAUGGCCAUGAAUACAUCAUUUCACACUGCUGCACUGUUACACUGAAGAGCCCCUUUGUUUUUUUUCUCUUUUGUCUGAUGACUUUUGUUAUAAAAAAUAUCACAGAGACAUGGCUCACUGAUAAUGUUGCUUAGAUUUUUAUCUCACAAAAUCCUAAAUGUCAGAAAUGAUCUAUAUUCAUUAUAGCACUCUCUGUUCAUGAUGGUGUUUAAUGUGCCAAUGAAUCUGUUAUUGCUUCAGUGAUGGUACUACUGAAAGAUAAAUUCAGAGACAGAUUGUCAGUAGUGACAAGUUGAUUUUAAAUGAUGUCUUGACCUGACUGCAAACAUGUAACUGGUGAGAUUUAACCCCUAAAUAUGAAUCUUCUAACUGUUGACUUGACUGACCUGGUCCCAUCGUGCACUGCCUGAAUCAACACUGUAUAUACUGUAGCUGACAACACUGGCUAUGUUUACAUGCAUGGGGUUAUCUGAUGAUAAUGUGGUUAUUCUGGUUUUGUGAUGUCAUAAUUCAGAAUAACCUGGGUAAGCUUGUUCUCCACUUCAGAGAAAAAAGCGUUCCUUGUUGCGCAUGGUUAGAAAUUGGUUGGCAACAAGAUCGAGGCUCUUAUGCACAAGACUAAUUUUGUACAUGUAACUUAAAAAAGGCUUCAUUAUGGGCUAAUGAUAUCCAUUUGGCAAAUGAAGCCUAUACUUCUCUCACCAGCCCUGCCUAUAUGACAUGAGGUCAUUGUCUUGACCAUCAAAAGGGAGGGAGCAGUUGGAAAGUAACCAGUAUUUUAUGCUAAAUAGACUGUCGCAACAUGGAUACUGUGUCACAGAUUAUCCGAAUUGCAUGCCAAUUAAACCUGACUGAGAUUUCAACUGGAUUAUGGCCAGCACUCUGUACUGUAUAAGUGAAUUUGUAUGUAAACGUAGCCUCUGAUGCCACCCAGGGUUUCCCUUUAUCCCUUUAUAAGAGCGGGGUGAGAGGGACCAGAAUGUCUUCUGCCUCUAGAAAAUAUGUGUGACUGACUGUACUAAUAUUCUGUGGUAUUUAAGAAAAUAAAG